Messenger RNA from Meyerozyma guilliermondii ATCC 6260, 1608 nucleotides. It is a transcript of the gene CDH1, whose product is annotated as Cdh1p. The transcript has a single exon. Gene Ontology annotation, cellular component: anaphase-promoting complex. The coding region runs from base 1 to 1608 and encodes 535 amino acids. Gene Ontology annotation, molecular function: ubiquitin ligase activator activity; protein binding; anaphase-promoting complex binding. The record is from RefSeq and is a predicted model, not a curated record. NCBI's taxonomy places the organism in Eukaryota, Fungi, Ascomycota, Pichiomycetes, Serinales, Debaryomycetaceae. Gene Ontology annotation, biological process: positive regulation of anaphase-promoting complex-dependent catabolic process; anaphase-promoting complex-dependent catabolic process; positive regulation of ubiquitin protein ligase activity.
AUGGCUCCCCUAGAGACACCCAAGUCUCCAUCGCGAUCAACGCGAAAUAUAGACCCACCAAGAGUGGAUGAGGCACCAUCUUUACCGUCAAUGUCUCCUCGAAGGCGAACGCAGAAACCCAUAUUCAGCGAUAGAUACAUUCCCAACCGAACUGGAGUCGAUCUUCAGGCUGCUUUCAGUCUUUCAUCUCAGGAAGUUCUUCCAGAUUUACGACGGCGAGGGGAUGCGGACAAUGAGAUCCAAAUCCGCAAAGAAGAAGAAGCCAAUCGAACGUUCUCUACCGUGCUCAAGGCGGAAUUGUUCGGCGACAAUGUACCGAUGGCAACUGCCAACUUGGCUUCCCCCAGAGCGAAAAAACCACCAAGUAGUAAUAGUCUCAGUGAUCCAGACUCAUCAACUCCUUCCAAUUCAGGGUCGGCACCUUCAUCAAGUAACGGCCGAGAUCGUACCCCGCCCCGUUCUGCCAAUCACGACGACAUAACAAGCACUCCGCGCCAAUCUACCAACCUAUUCACGUAUCAAUCACCCAAAAAGUCCCGUCCAAUAUCUCGUGAUUUGCAAAAUGAGCUCUACUCACUUUCUCCAGUACGACAAGAUUCGCAGAAACUCUUACUUCUGCCACAAAAAAAGCCUAGAAACAUUUCCAAAGUCCCCUACCGAGUGCUAGAUGCGCCAGAACUACUGGACGACUUCUACCUCAAUCUUGUCGACUGGGGUCAGCAGGAUAUAUUGGCUGUUGGCCUAGGUGAUAGUGUGUAUCUCUGGGACGGUGCAACCCAGUCCGUGGACCGGUUGUGCAAUCUUUCCAACAAGGAUAAGGUAACCAGCAUCAAUUGGAUUGGUUCUGGCACCCAUCUUGCCAUUGGCACUCUGCAAGGUCUUGUUGAAAUUUGGGAUGCAACAAAGAUGAAAUGCGUACGGACUAUGACGGGCCACAGUCUUCGUGUGAGCUCGCUUUCGUGGAAUGAGCAUAUCUUGUCUAGUGGUCUGAGAGACCGCAGCAUACUCAAUCGUGACGUACGAGUCGAGAGUCAUUAUAUCAACAAGUUUGAGCAUCACAAGCUGGAAGUUUGCGGGCUUCGAUGGAAUGUUGAUGAGAACAAAUUGGCAUCGGGAGGAAAUGACAACCGAGUUUUCGUAUGGGAUGGACUCAACACUACCCCAGUACAUGAGUUUUCAGAGCAUGUUGCUGCUGUGAAGGCACUUGCAUGGUCUCCUCAUCAAAGAGGAAUCCUUGCUUCAGGUGGUGGAACUACCGACAAAACCAUCAAGGUUUGGAACACUUUGACAGGGUCGAAAGUGCAAGAUGUAAAUACUGGUUCCCAAGUGUGUAAUCUCAUCUGGCUGCGUAGCCUGAAUGAGUUGGUGUCUACCCAUGGAUAUUCACGAUAUCAAAUAGUUGUGUGGAAGUAUCCGUCAAUGCAACAGAUAGCUCAAUUGACUGGACAUACAAGUCGAGUCCACUAUCUCUCGCUUUCUCCUGAUGGCGAGACCAUUGUGACUGGUGCUGGUGAUGAAACGCUUCGGUUUUGGAACGUUUUUGAGAAGAAUCGCAAUGAUGAACCACCAUCCUCGGUGUUGUUGGAUGCGUUUAGUCAAUUGAGAUGA